This is a messenger RNA of Bactrocera neohumeralis, 549 nucleotides long. RefSeq lists its product as uncharacterized. The record is from RefSeq and is a predicted model, not a curated record. Lineage: Eukaryota; Metazoa; Arthropoda; Insecta; Diptera; Tephritidae. The transcript is spliced from 3 exons. Bases 36 to 500 code for a protein of 154 amino acids.
UGUACAUAUUUCAGAUAAUUAAUAAAACUGAUGUCAUGGCCCACCACAAAAUCGUGCGAGAGACGAAAGUCCUAGUAAAAAAGGUGCAGCAGACAGUGUGCCGCAUCUCGGGAGAAAGUUGCGAAGACUUUCACACCGAACUGGCAGUUCUUAUGCCAAUGCAGACCUUGGAUGCGGUCUUUGAUUUGGAGGAGAAGAUAUUAGAAAAAAAUUAUGAAGAUGCAGUUAUAACAUAUCUUUUCACUUUAAAGGGCACUUCUGGGGAUAUUGGCGAAGUUAUGAAGCGAGUUUUUGGCGACGAAGUCCUCAGUUUGUUCAAUUGGGAUGGGAGGUGCGGGAAGAAAUCGCUUUCAGAAUUAAAAAUAGUUAGCGUGGCUCUAUUUGAAAUUUUCAAACUGCAUGGACGCAUCGACUUCGAAAAGGAAGUCCGAAAGAGCGUUGAGCAAAGCCACAACAGGCAAAAGCAAAAACGCUAUUUGCUGAACAAAAAAAACUUAUAACAAAAUUGUAAAUUUUUCUUAAAAUACUAAUAUAAAAGAAAACAUACAA